CUGAGUGUUUUUGUUUUGUUUCACUCACACAUAAACGUCUAAAAACGAAAAACUCAAGUUGUUUAGUUCAGGCAUUUAGUCAGACAGCUUUGCCGCGGGGUCCUGAGCUCGACGGGAACCCGGAAGAGAAGAUGACGGUCCAUAAUUUGUACAUAUUUGACCGAAAUGGAAGCUGCUUGUUUUACAACGAAUGGAAUCGAAAGAAACAGGCUGGGAUUUCCAAAGAAGAGGAGUUUAAGCUCAUGUAUGGGAUGCUGUUCUCCAUCCGAUCCUUCGUCACUAAAAUGUCUCCGAUGGACAUGAAGGACGGCUUCCUGUCCUUUCAGACCAGUAAAUACCGCCUGCACUACUAUGAGACUCCCAGUGGACUGAAGUUCAUCCUCAACACAGACCUGUCUGUGUCCAACGCCAGAGACACACUGCAACACAUCUACAGCAACUUGUACGUGGAGUACAUAGUGAAGAACCCAGUGUGUGUUCUGGGUCAGAGUUUGGACAGUGAACUGUUCAGCAGCAGACUGGACGCCUUCAUCAGAGCUCUGCCCUAUUACAGCCCACGAGCAGCAUAACACACACACACACACACACACACACACACACACACACACACACACACACACACACACACACAGUUUCCUUGUAUUAGUUGUGACCUGGUCUGUUUCCUCUAAACUGUUGAUUGAAACCUGUUUGAAUAAAACACUGGUUUCAUUAUU
Sphaeramia orbicularis (orbiculate cardinalfish) is the source of this 716-nucleotide messenger RNA. Its product is annotated as trafficking protein particle complex subunit 1-like. The record is from RefSeq and is a predicted model, not a curated record. Gene Ontology annotation, biological process: endoplasmic reticulum to Golgi vesicle-mediated transport. NCBI's taxonomy places the organism in Eukaryota, Metazoa, Chordata, Actinopteri, Kurtiformes, Apogonidae. The coding region runs from base 132 to 569 and encodes 145 amino acids. Gene Ontology annotation, cellular component: TRAPP complex. The transcript has 6 exons.